CGCACUUAAUCAUUCACUAAUUAGCACAGUUAUAGCAAAACAAAAACUUACCAUGAAACUACAAUCAUUUUUCUUCUUCCUAACAUUUUUCUUUCUUACAAUAUCUUCAUCAUCAAUACCAUCAAAUUAUCUCCGUCGAGGCUCAUCCAUAUCUGUGGAAGAUGCUUCUUCAAACUUCCUAACUUCCCCCGACAAAACUUUCACUUGUGGGUUCUAUACUUUUAAUGUCUCAACCAUUGCCUACUUUUUCUCGAUUUGGUUCACAAAUUCUAAGGAAAAAACUAUUGUUUGGACUGCUAAUCGAGAAAAACCAGUCAAUGGUCGAGGCUCCAAACUAACUCUUCGAGGAGAUGAUGGUGCAUUGGUCUUAUCUGACCUCGAUGGAUCAAUUGUCUGGGAAACUACCACUUCUUCAACAGAUGUUUACAAAUCUGAGCUUCUUGACUCAGGUAAUCUUGUACUUAAAGAUCGAAAUGGUAAAGUCUUUUGGCAAAGCUUUGAUUUUCCUACAAAUACUUUGCUCCCUAAUCAACCUUUUACCAAGAACAAAAAAUUAGUUUCAUGGCAUUCUUCACUAAACAUUGCUUCAGGGUAUUAUAGUUUCUUUUUUGAUAACGACAAUGCUUUAAAACUAACCUAUGAUGGUCCCGAAAUUUCGAGUAUAUAUUGGCCAAAUCUUGACAAUGAUCUCUAUCAGAAUGGAAGAACAAACUAUAAUAGUAGUAGGGUUGCAAGUUUUGAUGAAUUAGGCUCGUUUGUUUCGAGUGAUUUUUUAGUUUUUAGAAGUUCUGAUUCGGGUUUGAGGACUAAAAGAAGGUUAACAAUGGAUUAUGAUGGGAAUUUGAGGCUUUAUAGCUUAGAUAGUACUUCAGGGUUCUGGACUAUAACAUGGCAGGCUAUUGCUAAACUAUGCAAUGUACAUGGUCUUUGUGGUAGGAAUGGGAUUUGUAUAUAUACACCUAAGCCAAGAUGUUCUUGCCCUCCUUAUUUCGAGCCCUUGGAUUCAAGUGAUUGGAGUAGAGGAUGCAAGCCUAAGUUUAAUCGAUCUGGCUCCAAAUCUAGAUUCAUCGAGGUACCUCAUGCAGACUAUUACGGAUUCGAUCUCAAUGCUACUCAAAACAUUUCGUUUAAGGAUUGUAGAAAACUUUGCUUAGGGGAUUUUCGUUGUCAAGCAUUCAAGCAUAUUAUGAAGGGAUCAAUCAAAUGCUUCACAAAAGGCGCUCUUUUUAAUGGAUACCCGGCUAAGACUAGCAUGUACAUGAGGAUACCAGUAAUGAGAGCACAAAACUCUAAACCUAAACCAGCUAUCUUUAAUGUGUCGAGUUUGGAUUGCCUAGGAAAGAACCCAAAACUUGUAGCAUUACCCAACACGUUUUAUGAUCUGUCGAAGCAUCGAUUCAAAUGGGUUUAUGUAUACUCGUUUGUUGGUGUGAUUGGAGUUAUAGAAGUACUAGUUUUCUUUGCAAGUUGGUGUUUUCUUUUUAGGAAAAAUAGUAUUUCAGCUUCUUUAGAGGAAGGUUAUCGAACUAUUUUGAGUCAAUAUAGGAGCUUUAGCUAUAGUGAGCUAAAAAAUGCAACAGAAAAAUUCAAGCAAGUUCUUGGAAAAGGCGGAUAUGGAACCGUUUAUAAGGGUGUUUUGGGUGAUACUAGAGAAAUCGCGGUGAAGAGAUUGGAGAAUAUAGUUCAAGGAGAGGAAGAAUUUUGGGCUGAAGUGAGCACAUUUGGUAGGAUUAAUCACAUGAACUUAGCUAGAAUGUGGGGGUUUUGUUCUGAAAAGAAACACAAACUUUUGGUGUAUGAGUAUGUAAAAAAUGGUUCUUUAGACAAACAUUUGUUUUCAAAUUCUAAUAGUUUUGUUCUUAAAUGGGAAAAGAGGUUCAAUAUUGCAUUAGGCACAGCGAAAGGUUUAGCUUACCUUCAUCAUGAAUGCCUAGAAUGGGUUAUUCAUUGCGAUGUAAAGCCUGAAAACAUACUCUUAGAUGAAGAUUUUGAACCUAAAAUCUCGGAUUUUGGCCUAGCAAAGUUAUGCCAACGAGGUUGUAAUGGUUUAUCCGAGAUGUCACAAAUCAGAGGGACGAAAGGGUAUAUGGCUCCUGAGUGGACAACAAAUCUUCCUCUUACUGCGAAGAUUGAUGUCUAUAGCUUUGGAGUCGUAAUCUUGGAGCUUGUGAGAGGAAAACGACUUUCGAGUUGCUUAGUAGAUGAUGAUAAUCCUGAAGACAUGAUGGAGCUAAAAAAAUUAGCGAGAUUUGUGAAGGGAAAGAUGCAAGAUGGAGAUGAGUCGUGGAUUGAGGGAUUCGUGGAUUCGAGACUUGAAGGAAUGUUUAGCAAGAAUCAAGCUGCUAAAAUGGUGGAGAUUGGGUUUUCAUGCGUUGAAGAGGAUAGGAAUAAGAGGCCAACAAUGGAACAUGUUGCCCAACUUCUCACUGAAUGUAAAGAUGAAACGAUUAAUGUUGUGCACAUUCUUUAGACUGCACCCUAUUUUGCAGCAAUUUGCUUAUAUGCUCUUUAUGUAACGUUCAUUUACUUCAUGUAUACAUAUAUCAAUAAUAGCCUUGAGCAAAUCUUGGUUUGGUCCGGUAAUUAAAGACUUAAUUUAACUCUUAUGAUGGUAGUUCGACUUACUUACUGUCUACAAGGAAGAUUAAUUCCUCUUUUCCUUUCUUAUAGUGAUUCUCGAGC
This is a messenger RNA of Amaranthus tricolor (Joseph's coat), 2682 nucleotides long. Its product is annotated as putative receptor protein kinase ZmPK1. Gene Ontology annotation, biological process: protein phosphorylation; recognition of pollen. The coding region runs from base 53 to 2470 and encodes 805 amino acids. The transcript has 2 exons. The record is from RefSeq and is a predicted model, not a curated record. Lineage: Eukaryota; Viridiplantae; Streptophyta; Magnoliopsida; Caryophyllales; Amaranthaceae. Gene Ontology annotation, molecular function: ATP binding; protein serine/threonine kinase activity.